Messenger RNA from Dichomitus squalens LYAD-421 SS1, 540 nucleotides. RefSeq lists its product as uncharacterized. The transcript has a single exon. Lineage: Eukaryota; Fungi; Basidiomycota; Agaricomycetes; Polyporales; Polyporaceae. The record is from RefSeq and is a predicted model, not a curated record. The coding region runs from base 73 to 438 and encodes 121 amino acids.
GCGGCGGCUGAGGCUGAGAGCGAGCAACGCUAGGUGUCUGCGGGGACUGAGCGCGCUCAGCUGCGGAAGCAGAUGCGGGUGCGGGCGCAGGAUGCGGAGGGGAAGGCGACACGGGCCGGAAUGGAAGUGUGUGUGACAUUGUCUGAACAGCAAGGCCUUGACCUUGACUCUGUCCGGUGCGCCGUUGACGCAAGGAAUUGUACGGAGUUCCAGUCUGUGCAACCUUUGUUCGCGAGCGCGUCGUCCCGGAAGACAUGGCGGGCGGCUGCGGCGCAGGCUGAGGCUCUGGCGGCGGUGAUGGCGAAACUGCCCGCACCUGCGCGACCGGCAGGUAACCAGCGGGAGCCGCCCGCUCUUGACGGUCGUCCGAUGAACGACGCUCUUCACUCUUCCGCGGCGGGUUAUUGUACGGGCUGCGCGGGCGGGCGGGACCUGUAGUCGGUGGUGGCGAGGUUUCUUCACGACGCUCAACAACAUCGUGCAAGGGGGGCGCUCGGGCGACAGGAAGCGCUGUAGGCGCUGGCGGUGGUGGCGGAGGUU